Molecule: messenger RNA, 35771 nt
Organism: Pelobates cultripes (western spadefoot toad)
Lineage: Eukaryota; Metazoa; Chordata; Amphibia; Anura; Pelobatidae
Source: the annotation of a GenBank genome assembly
UCUAUGGUAGAUUUCUGGCGUCGCUCUGGUCUCUGUCACUCUCUAUGGUAGAUGGAACCGCUGCCGGGGUACUCUAUGGUUUCCUGAUCGUCUCUAUGGUCCCAGGUCCGCCGCUGAGUUCGGUCUAAGGAGAGGAUGAAGAAGGAAUGGGGAGGGUGGGACUCGGUAUAACAGCGGAUACCGGCAUGGAGGAGGGCGUGUGAGCCGAGGGAGGUGAGGACCGGAGUGUAAUGGCUGUCAGUAGUGAGAGUGAUGGCUGGGGGGAGUAAACUGGGUGGCUGAGUGUAAUUAGUGUGGAUACUGGGGGGGGACAGUAAGUACUGAGUGUUAUUAGUGUGGAUACUGGGGGGGGGGACAGUAAGUACUGAGUGUUAUUAGUGUGGAUACUGAGGGGACAGUAAGUACUGAGUGUUGGCUGUGUGGAUUAAACUCUCUGGUUCUGUUACGUGUGCAUUCUUACAUCAUGUCCAUCUGUAGAACCACUGGGUGCUUGUAAAUACAUCCGUACGGCUUUAACACCAGUAGUUACAACCGUAUAAAAUCAUUUAAGUCCGUCUUUCCCAAUAUAUAAAUUAAUUCAAUCCAGUUAAUAUAAAUACAGCUAACCUGUUAGGGUUAUAAUCUGCUUCCAGUGUUACCUGUUGGGUCUAUAGAAAUUCAUAGCUUGAACCUCCAUUCUAGUUCACACCUCUGACUAUAGUAUCAAAUAGUAACAUAGCAUACGCUGGACUAAAUAAUAAUUCUUUACGCAGCAGCUUGACUCGACUUUCUGAUCUUUUAUUUAACACAGCAUCACACGUUGAAAACAGGAUACACGUGCAGGCACGUAAUCAUAAGUAUUAUACCUGUGAUUAUCUUUAUACCGGGUUUUUACAUUACGAUUCUGUGAUUAAUAAAAGACCUGUAAGUUCAAUAAAGCUGCUGCGUGACAAAGUAUUCAAGUCUGGUAUUUGCUAUGUCAACAUCUUUCCCUAUACACUCCAUUUAAUGAACUGUGCUGAUCUGUUGUAGGGAUAUGUAUGAAUAUUGUGAUUGCAAAAAGUAAUGCUGAGAUUUUGUACAAUUUCUUCACAUUUUAGCAACUCGUGGGAAUACCCAGACACCUAGAAGCUAGACUUCUCUCGAGCCUGCGUCAGCAGGGACAGGAAGCAUUGCGUAAACCAGACCUGGCAUCCCCUCCCUCUUUCUCAUGCCUUUUACUUUUUUAUACAGACAAUAGUGCAUAGCAGAGAGAGUUACACCUUGAUGGGGGUGUGACACUCAGUGUUUCCAAUGCACACCCUGUAUCUGUACAUGCUGGAAUACAUGCUCAGUGCAGAGCACACUGUCAUGAUGACAGAACACACUGGGACUGCUUCUCUAGUGUCUGGUUUUGUUUGCAGUCUUAUCCUUCUUGUGUAUCCCACAGAGCUUACAAUCUACAGGCAUAAUGAUAUGCCCCAUCCAGGGGAGCUAACAUCCUACAGUCGAUAAACACAUUGUUUGAAAGAGCUUACACUUUGGGUAGGGAGAGACCAUUUCCAUGGUAGCCUGUAAUAAAGCAUUAUGCACAGCGGCCUUGUCCCAGUAAGCUUACAGUCUGCUUGUCUGUCAAGUCUUUAUAAGUCUGCUACACACACGCCUGUGGAAAUCCUCUGCUUAGACCUAACCUAUAUUCAGAGGCUGACGUUUGUUGUCACCUGUCUGUUCACCUGGAUACCUGUAGCUUGAUACUGUGGCAGGUCUCAGGUGUCAAAUGUAACUCACACACUCUGUUUUCCAUGUAACCCCAAGGCUUUGUUUGAUGUUGAAUUGAAUUGUAAGAGGGCUCUCUACUUUCACUCUACAUGUCACGUCAAACCCACAAAGUCAUGGAAAUAAUGCUUAAACCUUCCCUCAGAGGUCAUGGCACCGAGAAUAAACUGCGGUGGCUCUUCAUCCCUGUAUUCAUUCGUACCACCUUUGCUGCAAUAGAACAUUGCGCCAUGUUUGUGAGCAUGUUCCUUUUUAUGUGUUACUGUUUGUUUAGCAGAGGCCAGGUGACCAGUUUGCUCUGGGUGGAUGAUAUCUCUAUUGCUCGACGGCUGAUCAUUCUGAUACUACUCUCCAUUUCACUCUCUGAUUUAAAAAAUACAAAUGAUCUAGAAUAUUGCCAACGUAACCUGUGUUCUUCUUCCAUGAAUGUAAUAAUGAGUUACGAUGAUUAUUGAAGGCAGCUGUUUGUACAUCAGCUCUGAGAUAUUAUUUAUGGAUAUGUAUAAUUUGGUUAGGUAUGUCCAUAGUUUGAGCAAAUGUAGGAAAUCCACAGGUGUUUUGUUUAUUGUAGGGUAUAAUAACCAGCAUCUUAGAACAUGGUCUCUGUGAUAUACUGAAUCUGCAAAAUUCUUCAUGAGUGAGGAGUGGAAAAGCUUGAUAACCUUAUUUAUCAAAGGGAGAAUUGUUGAGAAUUCAACAGGGAUUUCAAAUUCUAGACAAAAUUAGCCAAACUGGCUGGGGUGGAUACCUUUUCGAGUUCAGCUGUAUUAACUUGGUAUUCCUGACAAUUCUCACGUUGGUAAAUGUGGUGGAACCAACCUCGCUACUGUGCACCUGAGGAGCCUGUCUUUUUUUUUUUUGUCUGGUGUAUGACCGGUCAUGUUUUCCUUUCCUUAUGCUCCCUAUAUCUUAAUAAUUAUACUCCCUGCUUUGAAGGGACACUAUAGCAUUAGGAAUAUAAACCUGUAUUCCGAAUGCUAGAGUACCCUUGUGCCUAGUUUUAUACUUAUAUACAGAUACGCACACACACACACACACACACACACACUAGUAUUUUAAGAACAGGCUUUAUUUGAAAAGCAUAUUGUGAACCUCAUUUUAGUUAUGUUUUACACCUGGACAUAUUACACUUUGUUGGGUAUUUAUUUUAAUUUAUUUUUUCUCUUGCUGUGUUUGUAUCUCUGUAUGAGUUUACAUACUCAUAUUUUGGACCAUAGAGCCAAACUUGCUCCAUUUCUUUUAAUCUGCAUGCUAUAUGCACAUACAGGCACAUACCUGUGCGAUGCAGACAUGUCUUAUCCAAUCUGAUCGAGAUAGACUUAGCAAGCAUUUUACAUUCAGAGAACCUGCACUAGGAGCUUCCCAUCUAGUCAUUUUCUAAGAUACCCUGUCCUUAAGAACUCACAGCCGUGUGGUUGCCAAGGAACCAACAGAGUGUAAAAUCACAGAAGAGCAUGUUUUCUCUCACCCCUGCCUCUCUCCCCGUAUUAUAUCAUGCAAGUGGUACUUAUCACACGUGCCAAGAGAAUUGGCUUACAGGAUUCACACCUAAUCUCACAGUGCUUUAUCACAUGCUCUGCCCCUGCAACGUGGGUGAGGUUAUGGGCUGUUUGGAUACUGCCGAGGAUUGCAUGAUUCUAUGGAUCGCUCGGAUAUUCUUAUUGUAAUAUAUGUUGAUAGAAUGUUAUAACGCCAAGGAUCUGUCUUUAUGUUUAUACUUCUUAUAAUUGAUGUAGAUACAAUAUUACAAUUGCCAUUUAAUAGUUGAUGGCUGAUGUGGGACAAAUUUGUGUUCUAUGCUCGAAUAUUGUUAUAUAGUGGCGUAUGUAUCAUACAGUAAUAAUUUUUCAUGAUAGUUGUGAUGUAGUAGGUAGAUUAUGUAGUUGCGUCAUAUCUAUGUAAUGUUUUUGAUAGGGGUGAUAUGCGGCAUAUAUCUCUAUUAUAUAGUCAUACCUUUAUAGACUUCCAGGUAUUAUUAUGUUGACAAAUAUUUUGUGUUCCUUUUUUAGGUUAGACUUGUGAAUGACCAUUGGGACACGAGAAACCAUGGUGGAGCCAGCACCAGCAAAACUCAAAGACCAGACAGCAGCCUUAAAAGGAAACGGUGGUAGCACUCUGUGUGUGAUCACAGAAGGUGUAGGGGAGCUAUCUUUAGUCAUAGACCCCGAUGUGGCUCAGAGAGCCUGCCAAGAUGUGUUGGAGAAGGUUAAACUCAUGCAUGGGUCUUCUGUGGAGAGUCUUGACAGGAUGGAGGGUAGUGAUGUUGGCGAUGGAGGUGAACUAGCUAAUGGAGACACUAGAGUGAAGGUGGUGGAUCCAGCCCCUGCUGUCACCACCUCUCGCAUAAAUGAAGAGGAUGAGGCAUUGAUAGACAUUAACAGUGUGAAAAAUGCCCGCAGAAGACAGAAGAACAAUUCUGGCAAGCAAUCAUGGCUCUUGCGUUUAUUCGAGUGCAAAUUAUUCGACAUUUCUAUGGCCAUUUCAUAUCUUUACAACUCAAAGGAGCCAGGCGUGCAGGCCUACAUUGGCAACCGUCUCUUCUAUUUCAGAAAUGAAGAUGUGGACUUCUUCCUGCCGCAGCUUCUGAACAUGUACAUUAAUAUGGACGAGGACGUGGGAGAUGCUAUAAAGCCAUACGUUGUUCACAGAUGCCGGCAGAGCAUUAACUUUUCUUUGCAGUGCGCUUGGCUCCUUGGAGCCUAUUCCUCCGACAUGCACAUUUCCACACAGCGUCACUCACGUGGCACUAAAUUGCGUAAGCUCAUCUUGUCUGAUGAGCUCAAGCCAGCCCACAAAAAGCGAGAAUUACCACCUCUAAGCCUGGCUCCUGACACUGGUCUAUCUCCAUCCAAGCGGACACAUCAGAGGUCCAAGUCAGAUGCUACUGUGAGUAUCAGCCUCAGCAGCAAUUUGAAGAGGACGGCCAGCAACCCGAAGGUGGAGAAUGAUGAGGAGGUGAGUAGGGACACCCGUCACGAAUACUAAAUUUGGGGAAACAGUCCAUACAUGAUUAUACGCAAGCAGUAACUUGAGAAUUGCAAUUUUAAAAUUUAGCAUGCAGCAGUGCAAACUUUGGAGCCAGUUUACAUUACUGUCUACAUACUAGAAGUUAGUGCAUUAACAAAAAUUUGAAUUAAACCGCUCCUAAGGUCACACUUUCAUGGUGUAAUGUAUAUGUAGCUUGAGUCUUGUUUUUGUCAAGAUUUGAAUUAGUCAUCUCAUGGUGUAAUUUUAGUAAACAUUUAGUAAGUUCUCUUAACUUUUAAAAAAAUGUGUUUCCUUUCUGUCGGUAUGUGUUAAAUGCUAUGUCCUGCUAAUUAUACAAAUUAUCAAAUGUCUCGUUGUGCAACAUUCACAGUUCGUUUCCCAGAAUGCAUUGUGAAAUAUGCUACUAACACGCUCAUUUUUCCACUUCACGUAUUUUGUUCCCUUAGCACUUUUGUAAUUUUCUUUUGGCCUGUACAUGGGGUAGGAUCUAAAUGUAAUCACCUGGCAGAGCCAUUUACGUUCUCAUCUUUGUGCCCAAACAAACUACUAUGUAUACUGGAGAAGUGUAUUUGCUGUUUGGGCUAAUCGGGUAUUUCUAAAAAGAUUGGACGUUGUAUGUCUUGUGAAUCACAGUAAAGUAGGCAAAUCCUGUCUGAAUACUGGUUUUCCCUGUGUUAAUAAGGAGUUCCCAGCUUGUUGCAGGCAGGUGUCCAUGACUGAUGGAGAACGCUGCCAAUGCCACCCGCUGUCCAGUUGUCUAUUGUCUGGGACAAUGUAUCAUUGAAUUUUCAGAUGUGGAGGAUGUUUCCUGGAGCUCUCGGGCAGGGUAUGAAUGGUGACAGUGAUGGGGAGUGGGAGAGAUUUCCUGCUGUCACAAAGUAAUCCCCACAGGUUUAACCCAUGUGUUACCGACUGUCUUAGUGUUAUCCCUGACAUAGUGUGCCAGGCCUGGAUCGUCCCUGAUGUCUCUGUGAACUGAAUUGAUAAAUAGUCCCCACAAUGUUUUGGUACAUUGUGCAGCGUCUUACUGCAGUUUGAAGGAGAGGGAUUAAUUCCUAUUUCAUGAUUUUCUCAGUAUAAAGAGAAUGUGAUUGAAUAGCCUUAAUCGUCUCCUGUCUUUUGUACUGUGCUAUAAGCCAGAUUCCCCAUGCAAUGGUGGGGAUAUUCCUUAGUCACUGCCAGUCCUGCAGAGCAGAACACUUGCAAAAACACACCCACAUGGGGUUAAUGGCAACACAUUCUUCUAAAAGGGUGUGGAAGGAGGGAGCCUGGAAUGCUAUGUGUAUGAAUGCUUCUAAACUGGUCUAUGUGGCAGUGAGUGGGUUACAUCGAUCAUGCUGAUUGUGUCAUGUCAGCACUUGGUGAUAAGGAGAAGAAGAAAGGGUCAUUGUGGUUUCUGCUCCCUCUAAGAAAUGACCGAUUACUGCAUCAAUGAGUGUGUGUGAGCCUGGUAACCUUUGUACACACAGCCACGCAUCUACCACGUGUCAAAGGCACAGCUGACUGUCUCGUGAGUGUCAGUUUCAUAGAUUGCCAGAUGAAACUGAUGGUUUAAAUAUUAUUGGAAGGAAAUAGAGUUGGUUUAGUGUGCCAGAUGAAUCAACUGCACGUGGCAGCAGUGACAAAUUGCACUGUGCUGGGUAGCCUACACCUGGCUGUAACAAAUCACAAUGUGCUGGGUAGCCUACACCCGGCUGUACCAAAUCAGUGUGCUGGAUAGCCUACACCUUGCUGUACCAAAUCUCAAUGUGCUGGGUAGCCUACACCUGGCUGUACCAAAUCACAGUGUGCAGGAUAGCCUACACCUGGCUGUACCAAAUCACAGUGUGCCGGAUAGCCUACACCUGGCUGUACCAAAUCACAGUGUGCAGGAUAACCUACACAUGGCUGUACCAAAUCACAGUGUGCAGGAUAACCUACACCUGGCUGUACCAAAUCACAGUGUGCAGGAUAACCUACACCUGGCUGUACCAAAUCACAGUGUGCAGGAUAACCUACACCUGGCUGUACCAAAUCACAGUGUGCAGGAUAACCUACACCUGGCUGUACCAAAUCACAGUGUGCCGGAUAGCCUACACCUGGCUGUACCAAAUCACAGUGUGCCGGAUAGCCUACACCUGGCUGUACCAAAUCACAGUGUGCCGGGUAGCCUACACCCGGCUGUAGUACCAAAUCACAGUGUGCUGGGUAGCCUACACCCAGCUGUGGUACCAAAUCACAGUAUGCCCGGAAGCCUACACCCGUCGGUGGUACUAAAUCACAGUGUGCCAGGUAGCCUACACCUGGAGGUGGUACCAAAUCACAGUGUACCAGGUAGCCUACACCCAACUGUGGUACCAAAUCACAGUAUGCCGGGUAGCCUACACCCGGCGGUGGUACCAAAUCAGUGUGCUGGGUAGCCUACACCCGGCAGUAGUACCAAAUCACAGUGUGCCAGGUAGCCUACACCUGGCGGUGGUACCAAAUCACAGUGUGCCGGGUAGCCUACACCUGGCGGUGGUACCAAAUCACAGUGUGCCGGGUAGCCUACACCUGGCGGUGGUACCAAAUCACAGUGUGCCGGGUAGCCUACACCUGGCGGUGGUACCAAAUCACAGUGUGCCGGGUAGCCUACACCUGGCGGUGGUACCAAAUCACAGUGUGCCGGGUAGCCUACACCUGGCGGUGGUACCAAAUCCCUGAGGAUGCUUGGUAAGCAAGUCACGGUAUCCUCUUUAUAAUUAUUCUAGAAUAGAAUAUGCUGUUCCCAUGGAAAUAAUUGGUUUUUUUUUGGUAGUUUUUUGUAUAUUUUAAAAAAAACAAAAAACUUUUUUUAAUAUUUAUUAUAAACUGUUAAUGUUUUUAACUUAAAAGUUGCAAUGCCGUUAAUACUGUGACUCAGGUUUAUGUAGGUUAUUAUACCACAUGUGUUGGACUCUGGUUUGUUGAUUUUAUUUGGUGAGAAGCAAUGAUUACUGUUCCCUGGUCCAUCUCUGUCACAGAGCGCUUGAAUUGAUUAUCACUCUUAGGGCACAAUAUUAUGCUAGCUGCUUAAUUACGGUGUAUAUAACAUCCUCUGGGUCAGAUGGAGAGAACUGUUUGGAUGUUUUGUGAUAUAAGGGUGAUACAGAAAGAUAUGUAUGUACUUAAAUUUCUGCCUAGAACUGUACAUACUUAUACACAGAUAUCAUGUUGGAUAAGCUAACCCCAUAUAAUUUAAUUAUGUAUAGGGGUACGUACCAGGGCCAUUAUAAUUCUACUUUGUGUUUUGAUAGUUUUAAAUACACUGAUUAUGCUGAAUGGUAAUAAAGAAUACUGAGUGAUCCGAUACACUAGUUGCCAAAAGUGAAUAUUCAGCAUACAGAGAGAAAUGACAGACCACAAAGAUUUCAUAAUGCCAUCACGUGUUUUGAAAGCCUGGAGUCUGUUUAGCAAUUUGGUUCUUCAGCUCAACAUUUUAAUCAUAUGGAUUGCUGUAGAGCAGGCUUCCCCAAACUCCAGCCCUCCAGAUGUUGCUAAACUACAACUCCCAUGAUUCUUUGAAUUAAAUAGGCUGAACAUAUCUAAUCUGUCAGGGUGAGGUGGACUUGCAGAGAGGGGUGGAGCUAGAAUGGCUGGGCCUGCGGAUGGAUUUGGCAUUUCAGCUUAUGGAAAGCUGUGGACUUCAGCCUGCAGAUUAUGUUUGAGGACAGUUCAUCUGUAGGAGAGAGUUUGAAGUUUGGGGAUCUGUGAACAGAGAUCUCUUGCAUUCAGUGUUAAAUAUAUGGAGUACUGCAUGGUUCAGAAUACGUGGAGUUGUCUGGAUCACUGUGGAUUUCAGCAUUCAGUCUACGGAGGGCUUCUGGCUUUAUGGCUUUACUUGCUAAGUCUGGGAACUGACAGACAGUAGGUGGGCAUGGAGACAUAACACUAUCUGACUAUGCUUCCGUCAUUUGGCUUUUAUACUAAUUUCGACCAAGAGCCAUGAACACCACGGUGACAUUGUACAUCCGAAUAAAAUAUCAAAAUAUGUCCUGAAGGCCCACUUACAAACCCUAGAUACUUAUCUAAAACGCACACAUUGACCACCAGGAAAGUUCCGUCUCAUGAGUAAGUUAUAAAAUAAAUGGAUCAGAACUCGCUAGAUACAUUGUGGGUCAUUUUACUUAUAUUGUGCUGCUGGUGUGUUAUGUGGCACUCAUACUGUGGGGUCCCUGAGCAAGGUAUGUUGGACAGUUAGCCACACUAUAUAAAUUUAUUAUCAUGGAGAUACCCUCUUAAGGAAUUAUCAGCUAAUAGCAGCUGCCCUACAAGAUUGCCUGGGAAUAGAGGCUUGGCCUCCCCUUCUUAAAGAAGGAAUUGGGCAAAAUUGCCAACACAACCCAUGGGGGUCACGUUGAGCAAGAUCUCCUUUAGAUUGCAUAGUACCCCACAUACAUUAUUUUCAAUAUUCUACUGAAAACACUUCUGAAAUCAUCCCCCACCCUACAGAAAGAAUUGAAAGUACAUGUUCAAACAUCUGCUUUUAUUCUCAAACAUGACUCCUGUGAUAUCAGUCAUUCAUUUGUUGCAAACUCAGUCACUGUGGAUGGGUUUGGGAUGUCUAUGGAGAGCUGCAGAGUUUAGCCUGUGGGUAGAUUUGAGGUUGGGUCUAUGGAGAAGUGUUAGGUUCAACUUUAGGUUAGAUUUAGGAGAGAUGCUGGGUUCAACCUAUGGUCUGGUUUUGGGUUGGGUCUGUGGUGAGAUGCUGGGUUCAACCUAUGGUCUGGUUUUGGGUUGGGUCUGUGGUGAGAUGCUGGGUUCAGCCUGUGGUUUGGUUUUGGGUUGUGUCUGUGGUGAGAUGCUGGGUUCAGCCUGUGGUUUGGUUUUGGGUUGUGUUUGUGGUGAGAUGCUGGGUUCAGCCUAUGGUCUGGUUUUGGGUUGGGUCUGUGGUGAGAUGCUGGGUUCAGCCAGUGGUUUGGUUUUGGGUUGGGUCUGUGGUGAGAUGCUGGGUUCAGCCUGUGGUUUAGUUUGGGUUGUGUCUGUGGUGAGAUGCUGGGUUCAGCCUGUGGUUUAGUUUGGGUUGUGUCUGUGGUGAGAUGCUGGGUUCAGCCUGUGGUUUGGGUUGGGCCUGUGGUGAGAUGCUGGGUUCAGCCUGUGGUUUGGGUAGGGUCUGUGGUGAGAUGCUGGGUUCAGCCUGUGGUUUGGUUUUGGGUUGGGUCUGUGGUUUGAGUUGCUGGGUUCAGCCUGUGGUUUGGUUUUGGGUUGGGUCUGUUGUGAGAUUCUGGGUUCAGCCUGUGGUUUAGUUUGGGUUGUGUCUGUGGUGAGAUGCUGGUUUCAGCCUGUGGUUUGGUUUUGGGUUGGGUCUGUGGUGAGAUGCUGGGUUCAGCCUGUGGUUUGGUUUUGGGUUGGGUCUGUGGUGAGAUGCUGGGUUCAGCCUGUGGUUUUAGUUUGGGUUGGGUCUGUGGUGAGAUGCUGGGUUCAGCCUGUGGUUUGGUUUUGGGUUGGGUCUGUGGUGAGAUGCUGGGUUCAGCCUGUGGUUUGGUUUUGGGUUGGGUCUGUGGUGAGUUGCUGGGUUCAGCCUGUGGUUUGGUUUUGGGUUGGGUCUGUGGUGAGAUGCUGGGUUCAGCCUGUGGUUUGGUUUUGGGUUGUCAGGGGUGAGAUGCUGAGUUCAGCCUGUGGUUUGGUUUUGGGUUGUGUCUGUGGUGAGAUGCUGGGUUCAGCCUGUGGUUUGGUUUUGGGUUGGGUCUGUGGUGAGAUGCUGGGUUCAGCCUGUGGUUUGGUUUUGGGUUGUCAGGGGUGAGAUGCUGGGUUCAGCCUGUGGUUUGGUUUUGGGUUGGGUCUGUGGUGAGAUGCUGGGUUCAGCCUGUGGUUUGGUUUUGGGUUGGGUCUGUGGUGAGAUGCUGGGUUCAGCCUGUGGUUUGGUUUGUUGUGUCUGUGGUGGGAUAGUGUUUUCAGCCUGUUGAAAAGUUUGGGUCUAUGGAGUUCUGGCCGCUUUAGGGUUCUUGUUACAUUGCCUUUUACAUUUUUCUCACUGUCAUUUUAGUCCUGAUAAAAUUAGUGAACGCUCAGAAUAUUGCAUUGAGCAAAUGACUCUGCUGUGACUGAUUAGUUUAUAGAGCUCCAGCAUAUUCUACUGCCCUGUAUAAUAGCAUAAUGCUAUAGACUGAGCAUGGUAGCUUGUUCCCCAUUUGACAGAAUGUUAGAAUGGUGGAUACCACAUUGCUUUUCAGUUCAAAGGAGCUACCAAAGCAUUCUCUAAGAAUAAUGUGAUCGGAAAAGGAAGUUUAUUUUAAGAUGUUAUUCUGAGUUGAGGUGGGAGGAGAUUAGGCCAGUGUUAUUAAGAAAGUGGCAGUUUUCAGUACAACACUUCCUGCCAUAUAAUCCUUUAAAUUCAAUCAGGUCUGGAAUAGCAGUUGCCGUUGUCAGGAUUUAAAACAUGGGCCGCUGCAAUAAAGAUUGAAAAUGUCUGUGAUCCUGCCUCUCUAACUCUGUAUAGCAGUAGAACAGUCUGUAUUUACCCCAUCAUUGAGCAGGAUGCUUUGCCCUGCUACCUUCAUCACUUGACUUGGGAAAGGGUGGGUGCAGGUUAUCAUUAUAACACUGAUGCCUAAACCUCUGCCUUUUUCUCCCCUCUACCCCCUAUUGCCUUUUACCUCCUGUCAUACCCUUUUUCCCAGGAGCUCUCGUCCAGUUCGGAAAGUCUCGAUAGGUCCUUCUCCUCCGUAAGUGGCCAGUUUUCAUGUAGUUGGCUGGGGGUCUUACUGGCUUUCUCUCUAUCUCUCAGCAGCAUUUCCUCUGUAGGGAAUACAAAUAUUAAGUAUGAGAUCCCCCUCCUCACCUGGCCCCCCUGCAUGUGGUACCUAGCUAUGCAUCACACAAUGGAAGAGAUUCCCUGUGCUCUUAGUAAGCUGGUGAACAUAUAUAACAGAUAUCCAUGCUUUAUGCACAGAGUUUAAUUUAGAUUUGUUAUAAAAAUAAAAAUAAAUCACUGAAGUGAGGCUGAUGUCAUCACAUGUUCAAUAUGGCUGCCCUCUCGUCAUGGCAGGUGUUUGUCCCUGUGUAGGUGACACUUGAUUGCCUAUGUUCUGUGUGCCAUCAUGUCAAAACAGACACGCAUCUGCUCCACCACUGCAUGAUCCUUUUAAAACCUGUCUCUUUGCUUACACCUGCAUGCUGGCUUCAUGGCAGAGUGUGGGUGGGGAUGUGGGUUUAUUAUCAACUGGGUCCUGCAUCCCUGCCUCCGGCCUCAAGGAAAUAUGACAAAUGUUUUGGAACUUUUUUGUUCUUUCCAUUUCCUGUCUGUGGAUUACAGUCCCAUGUCCCACCACCAGGCCAGGUUUUUCAAUAUUCCCAUAGGAGCAGGAUUGGGUUAUCCUUAAAUCACUAAUCAUUGGUGGAGAACCAAUUUAGUAUUUCUUUUCUCCACCGACUUGGUAAAUCCAAGAAUAUCUUGAGAUAUAUUCUCCAUAACAGUACACUUUUUUCCUUUAUUAAAAAAGUUGUCUUUAAAAAAAAAUUAAAAAUUAUAUCAAUAUAUUUUAAAAAAAAUAAAUAAAUGAAAAUAUAUUUUUAUCCCAAAUUUUAGAAUUUGCUUAGUUGGCCAUCACUGACCUAACACAAAACAGACUCUGUAGACUCCCAACUGUAAUGGCUUGCUAAAUCUACCAUCACUUAAAAUAUUUAUAAUACAGAGCAAUUAAUUCAAUUGAAAGCGUCUCAGAAUAAGAUUUAAUUAUAGUAAAUUGUUAAUAAUUACUCUGUCCUGAGUUCACAGCUCACUCUCGUGGUAACCACUCAGUCCAUGCAGAUUCAUACAACACACAUACUGAGGUGACCAGCAGAGGAAAUGCUGUAUGUCCUUGAGGUUUUUUUUUUAAUUUUUCAAUUAAUAAAAUUGGGUGAAAUAAUAUAUUUUUUAUGAUUAAAUCUAGUUACCUCCCCCUUAUUGAUCUUCAUUUACAUUUUUUUUUUCCCUUUACUUUCAUUUCCCCCUCCCUUUUCAUCUGCAAAUCGUAAGAGUUUAUUUCUAUACAAAUUGUAUAAGCUGAUUUUGUGAGCUUGUAAAUUCUCUGCAAAGAUAUAUUGAGGUGUGAACUGAAAAUAUUUUUCCUAAAAUGAUAAAACAGAAGCAACAAUUGAAUAUUUAUUGAUUAAAUCUGUUUCAUUCGUAGCGUUCGUAACCAAAACUACUCAUUGUCUUUGUUUCUGCUUUUUGGGAGAAAUUUGUGAUCAUGACCAUUCAAAGCAAAACUGCGAGUUUAAAAUGUAAAUUGUUAAUGACACAGAGCUGUAAUGACGCUGUGUUCAUAUGAGCGCUGGUUAAUGACAUCACCGUUCCUUAUCGGAUAUCUGCGUUCCGGAUUCUGUGUAUUGCAAAUCAUGCUUGCAGUGAUAAGUGCUAGAGUUUACUGCUUUGCACGAGGUUGAAAGGGGAAGAAUCACUUCUCAGGAUUUACAAUGUAUUAUGUUUACUAUUUCUAUAUGUUUAACAUAAAUGUAUUUGUGAGGUGUGUAAAGAUUAAAUAUAAAAUCCACACUGUUUAUCCUGCAACAUGAACCUCCAACUUAGCCCCCUGUCAAUCAUUGUUGUCAGCUCUGUCCUUUGUACCUGGCAGUCCGAAGACAGAAAACAUACAAGGAAGCAGACAAAUGUGCCUUUACUGAACUGGAUUCAGAUUUAUAAUGUAAAAUCUUUCAUUUGAAGUUUAACGCAAGUUAUAUAGGUACUUUUCAAUGGUGUUCUUUCCAAAGAAGUGACUGUUUCCCUUUAAGAACGUGGCUUGCAAAGCAGAGAACUGCGCACUAAUGACGCACACCAUUAUAAGUGGUGCUUCUGUGUGUAUGUAAGAGGGUGUUUACUCUUCCAUAAAAUAUUUACUUUUCACAUCCUUUGUAUAGAAAGAAAUGGUCCCUUUUGUGUUGUGUGUGUGUGUGUGUGUGUGUGUGUGGUUCCAUGUAACCGGAUCCCAUCUGGAGGGUUCUGGGCAAUUUACAGAACAGGAGCAAAUUAAUUCUUUUAUCCAAAUUAUAAUGUUGUUUUUCAGACUUGUUAAUGUAUUUAAAAAGCUGUGGAUGAUUUAAUUUAUGGUUUUAACUUAAGGUAGGUCUAACAGACAAAAACACAAGGAUUAGCCUAUUACUAAUGGUACAUGGCUGAGAUUGUUCUUUAUCCAUCUUAAUGUUGGUAGGUAUGUAAAAGGAGUGUUGGUGGUUUUCUGCAUCAAACUGCACUGUGUCUCUGGAAAGAAAAAUGUGUAUUGCUUUUAAUAGAAUUUACAACGGUGGAACUUCUAAUACAAUUAUACUGUAACGAGUUCUAUAUGUGGCUGUUAUGGAAGCUGAAGUCUGUGUUCCAUCAUUCCUCUUGACACCAUUAUUGAAUGCGUGACACAAUGUAAGACUUAUCUUAUGGGUGCAGGUUAUUUUAAACACAAAAAGAAUUCAGCGCUAGUAAUCACAAAAUUAGUCAAGGUAGGCAGCAACCCAAAUGAAGGAAAACCCCUCGGGUCCUUCGGUGGAUAGAUACAAAAAGAUAUGGAAGGGCUGCGCCAAAUAAGGGUAUAUAGUCCAGUAAAGUAUUGCUAGGGUGCCAAUAGAUGGUCUAGGAUACUUGAUAGAGUUCCUCUGUGGAUGCGUCUGGUGUAGACCGUUCCGUAUAUGUAAAUACAAGAGAGGUAGAGGCGACUAAUGGUAUAGUAUGAAAGUUCAGGGUGUGAUAGGUAACAAAAAGUAAAGAACUCACAUACAGGAGAGCUAUGGCCAGCUCUGGUGUGGAUUGCGUACAGCGGUAUAAUCCCCGCUUAUGGGAUAUGUAGGGAGGGGUCUCCGUCAGCACCGUCUGGUAGUCCAGAGCUCGAAAAAGAAAGACAGAAAGCAACAAUAGUGCUCUCAAUUUUGAUGUGGUUCAAUGUGCAGAUAAGAAGAGGUAAAAAACUCACAUUUGAGGGAGCUAUGGCCAGCUCUGGUGUGGAUAGCGUACAGCGGUAUAAUCCCCGCUUAUAGGAUAUGUAGCGGCGAUACGUCCGUCAGCACCGUCUGGUGAUCCAAGGCUCCAAUAUAGAAGAAUAAAAAGCAGCAAUAGUGCUCUCAAUUGUGAUAGGUUAAGAGAGUAGUAGAGAAAAUAAAAUAAUACUCACAAAGAUAGAGCAGAGGUACUGCUCUAUGGAUAGGCGCCGGUGGUAUGAUCCCCACCUAGGAUUUCUUGGAGUACUGGAACUUUAAAAUUGCCAAUGGAAGUAAAAGUAACCAGGAAAGGUUAAAAUGCCAGGAAUAGGUAAAAACAAAAGUUGUUUAAAGUGCAUAAAGAGUGCAAUAAAAAGAGGAUUGGUACAAUAAAGUAGCCAAAAAACUUUUAUUGAUCUAAAAUACACAGUAAAAUACAGAAUUAAUCAACCUUUCCUGGUUACUUUUACUUCCAUUGGCAAUUUUAAAGUUCCAGAACUCCAAGAAAUCCUAGGUGGGGAUCAUACCACCGGCGCCUAUCCAUAGAGCAGUACCUCUGCUCUAUCUUUGUGAGUAUUAUUUUAUUUUCUCUACUACUCUCUUAACCUAUCACAAUUGAGAGCACUAUUGCUGCUUUUUAUUCUUCUAUAUUGGAGUCUUGGAUCACCAGACGGUGCUGACGGACAUAUUGCCGCUACAUAUCCUAUAAGCGGGGAUUAUACCGCUGUACGCUAUCCACACCAGAGCUGGCCAUAGCUCCCUCAAAUGUGAGUUUUUUACCUCUUCUUAUCUGCACAUUGAACCACAUCAAAAUUGAGAGCACUAUUGUUGCUUUCUGUCUUUCUUUUUUGAGCUCUGGACUACCAGACGGUGCUGACGGAGACCCCUCCCUACAUAUCCCAUAAGCGGGGAUUAUACCGCUGUACGCAAUCCACACCAGAGCUGGCCAUAGCUCUCCUGAAUGUGAGUUCUUUACUUUUUGUUACCUAUCACACCAUACCAUUAGUCGCCUCUACCUCUCUUGUAUUUACAUAUACGGAACGGUCUACACCAGACGCAUCCACAGAGGAACUCUAUCAAGUAUCCUAGACCAUCUAUUGGCACCCUAGCAAUACUUUACUGGACUAUCUACCCUUAUUUGGCGCAGCCCUUCCAUAUCUUUUUGUAUUUUAAACACAAGCCAAGUGCCAACAACCUUAACAUAGAUUUCCUUACCAAGUGAUGUCAGUGUGUUAAUGGUGGAGCAUAUUGCCCUGCCUCCAGUUCUAAGGCGUUGUCUACCUGCUGUGUGUUAUGUUCGUGUUAAUUUAAAGGGCUCACAUGGUAAUCGUGCUUGUUAUUUUGCUGCUGUAAAUAUACGUAGGCCUGCAUCACAUGCAACUAAAGGGCUAGAAUCCAUUAUUAACUUAAUUUGGCUAAUCCGCCCAACAUUUCUGUCCGAAUAUUGGCCUUAACUAUAUUUUAAAAUGUUUAGGGCGAAGCAUAUUUCAGAGGCAUGUCAGGUGGGAAUGGUGGGCUGUCCUAGUGUUGCAUGUUUUGACUGUUUCUUUGAUUCCGGCAGCCGGUCCGGCUAGCACCAGAGAGGGAGUUCAUCAAGUCUCUCAUGGCCAUUGGUAAACGUCUGGCAACACUCCCCACCAAGGAGCAAAAGACCCAACGGCUCAUCUCCGAGCUCUCUCUCCUUAACCACAAGCUACCAGCACGUGUCUGGCUGCCCACUGCUGGCUUUGACCACCAUGUGGUUCGUGUCCCUCACACACAGGCGGUAGUCUUGAACUCCAAGGACAAGGUAUGAUUUUCCAUGGAGCAACUUUGGGUCAUUAAUUUAGGGUUUUUGCUUACUGACAGAGCUAAAAUAGCGUCACAUAUGUUAUAUAAUGUGUAUGUUUAUUAUUCCUUACAACAUAGGCUCCAUAUUUGAUCUAUGUGGAGGUCCUGGAGUGUGAGAAUUUUGAGACAUCUGUGGUGCCAGUACGGAUCCCAGAAAACAGAAUUCGGAGCACGCGGUCUGUGGAGAACCUCCCAGAUUGUGGCAUGACUCACGAACAGAGAGCCAGCAGCUUCACUACAGUCCCAAAUUAUGAUAAUGAUGAUGAGGCCUGGUCUGUAGAUGACAUUGGCGACCUGCAGGUAGAGGUGAGAUCGCAUGCAACUCUCAGCUGAGAUGGUAGAAGUUGGGCGGGCAAUUGGAUUUAUACCCCAUUCUGAAUUUGACUGAUUCUGGGUGAUAAAUUCUCAGUGAUAUUUUAGUUUUAUAUUUUGUAUAUUUAUUUUUGUGCCCUGGUGGACCCAAUCUAUUUUUUUCAUGGUGACAGUUGCCAGAAGUUCAUACCAACAGUUGUGACAACAUCUCCCAGUUUUCUGUGGACAGCAUUACCAGCCAAGAAAGCAAAGAGCCAGUUUUCAUCGCAGCCGGGGACAUCCGGUAAGAGCUUCAACUUUAAGUGUACCAUAGUUACAUAGUAAUAUAGGCUAAAGAAACACUUAAGUCUAUCAAGAUCAGACAUAUAUGUAUUACUGUUGUUGAUCCAAAAGAAGGUAAAAACCACAAUGUGAUGUGAUUUCUAAUUUUGUCACACAUUGGGAAAGAGAAAAAUACUUGACAAAAACCUCUCUUUGUAUCAAAAAGCUGCUACCUCACAUGUUAACGAUUAUACUCCUGGAUGUCCUGGUUUUCAAAGAAAUACAUUAUGACUUAAAGGAACACUAUAUGUUCAGGACAUGUAUUCCUAACCCUACAGUGUUUAAAAAUACCAUCUAACCCCCCUGGCCCACUUUGCCCUCCCUAAAGAUAGUAAAAUCAUACUUUUACUCCAGUCUGCUGCUGCUGAUUCCGCCCCUGAUUUAAUAGACAAAGAUAUAGAUUGCGCUAGAGAACAAUAUGGAGAGUGAAUAAGGUACAGGGAAUAAAAUAGGUAUAUGGAAAAACUGGUGCCCUAAGGCAGUGGCAGUCAUAACAAAGUAAAGUCUUAGGGAUAAAAAAAAGUCUCUAGUUGCCUGGAUAGGUAUCCUUCUUCAGACAUAAAGGUUACCGGGAUGCUCAGGGUCCACAUGUGUGUGUGUAUAUAUAUAAAAGAGAGAUAAAUAAAACUCCAAUAGUGUAAUAAGUCCAAAGUAAAGUGCACAAUUAUAGAAGACUUCCAGAUUUUCUUUUUUUUUGUAAAUAUGUUUUUAUUUGUUGUGCACAAAUAGGGGAAAACGGAACAGUGAGACUCGCAGGUCUCCGUUAACCUAGCAAGUACAAUAACACGUGAACAACAUGCGAAAGAAUAGGUUUUAACGAAUGUGAGGAUUGGCUUUAGAAAAUGUGAAUGAUCAACAUUUGGGCUCGCAGGCCCAUAUUGUGAAUGGACUAGCAGGUCCCUCGUCAUAUUAUUUUUCCGUGAAUAUAAUCUUUUGUUUGUUUUUCCAUUGAAGUAAUUAACUGCGUGGCUUGCACGUCUUCAGUUACGUUUAACCUAGAACAAUUUUAAACAUUUGCAUGUUCAAUUGGGCUCGCAGGCCCGCAUUGUCGGCGGACUUGCAGGUCCCUUACAUUUGAAACGUGUGUGUGUGUAUAUCCCUACUGUGUAAGUCUGUCUGCGGGAAGGUCGUGUAACAGCCCGGGUCACGUGGUCUGCGUCUUUCGUCUUUGCCCCUCUUUGUAGGGCCCUGUCUGGUUUGUGUUCUCCUUGUCUACGUGUCUGGUCCUCUCGUGUCUGUUUUAGUGUUUAGUGGUCCCCUUAGUACUGGUAAGCUGGUGUUGCGGAGGGUGCUACAACCCCUGAGGGCUGUCUUCCCCCCACCUCUCUGGUUUUGUGGUGUCUUUUGGCUAAGUUCAUGGUGGUGUCGAUGUCAAUUUAGUGAAGUCUGGGUCGGUUGUCUUCAGGAUCCAAUGUGUCCAAGUGUUGAGGUACACUUGGAAUGUGUCGUUAGCGAUAUGAUGAAGUUCCUCUAGGGAUCUCAGUUCCUCCAUUUGUGUGAACCAGGCUCUCAGGGGAGGGGUAACCUGUUGUUUCCAAUACUGUGGUACUAUCAAUUUGUCCGUGUUCAAUAUGCGGAUUGUGAGCGAUUUCUUAUACGCUGUUCUGGGGAUUUUGGUGUGGUGUAAGAGCAUUGCUGCUGGGCUAAGUUGGAAGGGGUCGUCUGUAAACUUUCCUAGUAUCUGAUGUAUACCCGUCCAGUAUGGGGCUAUCUUUUUGCACUCCCACCAAAUGUGUAGGAGCGUGCCUCUUUCCUCCCAGCACCUCCAACACUUGGGGGGGUUGGAUGUGAUUCGGGCAUGUAGCGUCACGGGAGUGUAGUACCUGUGCGUCAUUAAUUUAUAUGCCAUUUCCUGUGUCCUGCUAAAGCUGGAGCAGUGGUGUGUCAGAUAGCAAAUUUUCUCCCACUCCGCCUUGUCAAAGGCAUGGCCUAGCGCCGCCUCCCACUUCCCCAUGAACUGUGGUUGUGCAAUUGGUGUGAGUGUUAGUAAAAGAGUGUAUAGUACAGACACUCCAUGUGCUAGUGGGUCGGGGUCUAGGCAUAGGUUCUCGAAGGGGGUAGUGGUCUGAUGUAGUAUCGGUCCCUGUGAGAGUGAGGUGAUAUAGCUCCGAAUCUGUUCCCCCUCAGAUCCUUGAGUGUCUUGAUGCCCUCAGUGGUGUGGAUGUGUCUGAGUCUGGGUAAUGGGUCCUGUAUUAGGUCUUUGAACGCUUUCGGGUUCAUUCCCGGUGGAAGUCAGGGUUGUGUAUCAGAGGUAAUAGUGGAGUUGGGUAUGAGGUUAGGCCGUGUCUCCCUUUUGUGCGGUUCUAUUCUUGUAAGGUCGCUCUCGUGUAGGGGAACUGUUUCUCGUCCCCUUUCUGAGCCUCGGGUGGUAUUGCGACCGGGACGCCCGCCUCGUGUUCAUCUACCUGCUUCCACUGUUUGUGUUCCUGGUUUGGUCCAUUCCAUUAUCCGCAUGAGAUGGCAGGCCCUAUAGUAGAGGUUGAAAUCUGGCAGUGCCAGUCCUCCCCUGUCUUUUGGUUGUGUGAGUAGUGCAUGGCGCAACCUGGGCUUUUUCCCAUUCCAGACAAAUUGGCUUAGAGCUGUGCGUAGCGUAGAGAAGUACGCUCUGGGAACCGUUAUGGGGAUAGUUUGGAAUAGGUAUAGUAGACGCGGCAGGAAGUUCAUCUUCACCACCUGUAUCCUGCCUAGCCAUGAAAUGUGUGGGUGUGCCCAUUCCUGCAUCUCCGAGCGCAUCCUCUCAUGCAUUACGGAGAAGUUUUCCUUGAAUAGGUCCCCUUCUCGUUUGGUUAGCCAGAUACCUAGGUAUUUGAUUUUAUGUGUUGCCCAUUGAAAUGUGUAGCGUUGGUGUAGAGUUUCCGCCCUGCGUGCCGGGACGUUAAUGUUAAGUAUAAAUGAUUUAGUGAGGUUAAUUUUUAGGUUGGAGAUUCUACCGAAGUCCUGAAAUGCUUUCAGUAUGUUGGGGAGGGAUAUUUCUGGGUUAGUUGCAUAGAACAGUAAGUCAUCAGCAUAUGCCGCUAUCUGGUGUGUCGUCCCCGUCUGCAUCCCCGUGAUGUCUGGGUUGUUCCUGAUGGCCACCAGCAGGGGCUCUAGGGCAAGGACGAAAAGGAUCGGGGACAGGGGGCAUCCCUGGCGCCUGCCGUUUUGUUUGUCAAACGGCUCCGUCAAGGCGCCGUUUAUGACCACCUGCGCGGAUGGUUGCUUGUAUAAUGCCUCUAUCCACCCCCUGAUACCCGGGCCAGACCAAUGUGGGUCAGGGUCUGGAAUAGGUAUUUCCAUCCAACCCUGUCGAAAGCCUUCUCCGCGUCCGUGGAUAGCAGGAGAAGGCCUCCCGGAGCGUGCCUUCCACCGUGCAUCAGUGUGAGGGUGCGUAUAGUGUUAUCUCGUGCCUCUCUCCCCAUCACGAACCCCACCUGGUCAGGAUGUACCAGAUUGGGCACAUGUCUGUAGUCUAGUCGCCAAGAUUUUGGCUAGUAAUUUGAGGUCAGCCGACGUUUGGUCAGCAUGCGUGCCAGCAACCUGCCACUCUUAUUGCCGUGUACGGCAAAGAAUGCCUUAUGUCGUAGUGCGUCCCUGUGGUACCUCGUCUGGAGCAGUUUAGUGAGAUCUCUGUGCAGUGUGAGCAGUUGUCCCUGCAGUUCAAGGUUGUCUAUCUACUGAAUUUUCGUCAGUAUGUUGGUCAUGGCCGCCUCCCUUUGUUUUUUCAGUAUGGUGCUCUUUUGUAGGAAAUACCCCUGAUCACGCUCUUGUGUGCCUCCCACAUGAUCGUUAAGGGAACUUGCGCCCAGAUCCCAGUACAAAUAACUGAACGCGGUUCAUUUUCCCGUAUCAGGACCACUUCGUCUAAACGAUUGCAUGAACUGAGGGAAUAAAAGUCCUGAAAACUGAAAAAUUCCCGAACGGCUCGGAAGUCCAGCGCUGGCUUUCCUCGAAUAAAGAUGGCCGCCGCCUCGUGUUCGGUACACGAAUGGCGGCCACCUGCAACAGACCGCAAUUACCACUAAUACAUUGUUGCAAAGUACCUAAUUGGAGACACACGACCUGCUAUGGGUGGUCUCCCAUUCGGUACUUUGCAAAUUCCACGAACAGUGCGGUGAUUCACUGUUCGUGGAUAAACAGAUGAUGAACACUAGCGGCAUUCGUGUGCUGUAACACGCGAAUGCCACAUACGUUACACAAUAUGUUUAACAGCAAAAGAAAUAUACAGUUCGGUUGAAUAAGUGGCUAGGUUUGCCACAAGGAGUAAUAAAGGUUAAAUGUACUCACAGUUUUCUGAGCAGGUAACCCACUCAGUUUACUCAGCGUGGGUGGUAUAAUCCACACCUGGGAUUCUUUUGUGAGAUCCUCACUGUGGAGGUAAAACAGGAUGCCAAAAAAAGAAAUAAAAGCAAAUAAUUUUUUUUAAAAAAAGGUUUAUGGCACAAUCACUGAAUAGAAUGUCCAAUAAACCUUUAUUAUUAAUAAAAAUAAAAAAAUUCCCAACACGUUUCUUCCAAACAGUACUUUCUCAAGUGGUUAUCAAACAUAUACCUGGCAUUCACAGUCUUUUUGUAAACUAUUAUAGCGGAGAGCUGGUCUCCCACAGCCUAUUUCCGCUGGAAUCCUAGAAUGGCUCAGGAACAAGUAGUAAAUCCAAUAGAGUAGCAGGCACAAUCAGCAAUAUAAUGCAAGAAUAUCCCAUCACCUUUCUCAAUUACUGGACACAGUAUCCGGAGCAGAACUGACCUUUAAUCACACAACCCCUGCUUUUAUGCAAUGCUCCUGUGCAAGGGAGACACUCACAAUAAUUAGUACAGUAACCAAUAAUAUUACAGUAACCACCCACAAUUCUCCUCCCCUCAGAUAAGCAUUUAACAUAAUUAGCAAGUACACACUUCUCCCCGUGUUUUAGAUGUACCCCAAAUACAUAGGGUACACCUUAUGUAUUUUUAAAUCCCCUGAUAGCCCUUAUCUGGGUGAGCAACAUAUUCAAAAAUCACCCAGAUCAGACCAGGGGUUCGAGAGUUAUGGAGGUUUAAAGUUUUGACCGACCGCAAAGGCAACAGUUCGGUUGUUUUUGCACGAAUCUAUGGGAGUCUGGAGGUCUCAGCGGUGUUUGCUUAGUCGCGUGUCCGAUUUUUAGUUCCAGACACUCGACGGCAAAACACCGCUGUUCGGGAGUUUAAGAUGGCCGCGGCCACCCAGGGACUUAACAAAGUGUUUGUGAGUUUCCCACAAGAGGUAAUAAAAACGAAUUGGGAGGUUAAUUGAAGUCACACUUAUGCAUCCAGGUGGUCUGGUUUUCGGUAGUUUGUGUUCGUAUGGUGAAUGAAGUAUUUCAGUACAGUUUAUGGGAACAAUUAGACAAACGUUUUAAUUCACACGAAAGUCUAUGGGGAAAACAAUGAGCGGGGAAUAUGCUGGACAGCCAGGUGGAUUUUGCUACAACUAUAAAACAUGGUAAUUGCAAAUUUGGCGGGUAAAUGACGUCACCUGGUCAUAACACUGACCUAAAUUACAAUUCGUUAAAAUAAGGAAAAGAUUAUACUUUAUAAAAGAUAUGGAUGUACAGAUUCAAAUAAAAAAUAAAUAAGUAAAAAAACAAGGGUUAUAACGUUAAAUAACCGUAAAAUAGGAAAGUGGGCGUGCAGGGAGAGUGACGGCUGUGACGUCACAUGCCCGGGAACUAUUGGAAAAUGUAGUAGAGAGGCAAGGGGACAGGCCUCUACCUAAUGCAGCCAAUAGGCUAUGAAGGGGGCGGAGCCGAAAACCAAAAUAUAAAUACGACAAGACUAUACUAAAUAGUCUGCAAUACUAGGGGUAUACCGGGAAGGCAAUAAAAUGACACAAGCCACAUACACAUCAUCUGAUAUAUGGGCGGGAUCAGAAUAAAACUUAGAGGGCAUAUACUGGAAAAAUGAAAUGAUAGUGCGCCGUGGGUCACAUGACUGUUAGCGGUGGCCAUAUUGGGAGAGGAAGGGGAUAGGAGAAGAAAGGUGGCCAUAUUUAGAAUGGAAAAAAUGAUAGAGAGUAUGAGUAACAGGGAAUAAAUUAAAUAUAAUAAAAUAUAGUUAGAAAUGAAUGAGAUAGGGAUAGUAUAGUAAUAGAAAAAGGAAACAAAAAUAUCAAAAUAACUAAAGAAAAAUGAAAUAAGAAUAGGAUAAACUGAGAAACAGAAGAGAAAGAAAAAUAAAUAAAUAUAAACAAAAAAAAUGAAAAUAGGUUUAAAAAGGAAAAGUUAUAUAUAAUAAAGCCGCCCCCCUUGUCGCCCUGGCAAAUGUCCUGUGGGGCCAUUAGCUGGCCGACUGGCCACCUCAAUGCUCCUUGAGGUUGGCAGUGGCGGCACUUUCUGGGAUGAGGGAGUACCGAUCCUCCUGUUCAGCUCACUAUGCGGCACGCGAGGGAGCUGAACAGGAGGAUCAUUGCUCCCUUGCUGACUGCAGUGACAGCCCAGCUGCCCAGCAGCUCCACUGGACCCCAGGGAAAGCGAGAAUUCACCCCAAAAGGUGGGGAGGUUAGGGGGAUUGAAUAAAAAAAAAAUGUAAAUGUGUGUGCCUUUGUUAGUGAGUGUGUGUCUGUUAGUGAAUGUGUUAGUGAGUGUGUCUGUUAGAGUAUUAUUGUGUGUGUGUGUGUGUGUGUGCACGCAUGUUUGUUAGUGAGUGUGUCUGUCAGUGAGUGUGUAUGUGUAUUUAGAAGACCGGGUGGGGGGGGGUGGUUGCCUGAGUUUUGUCAUGCCUAGAGCAGCACAAAACCUGGUACACCACUGGGGCAAGGGGGUUGGUAGGUUAUUUAUUGGGGGUGUGACCUGGGGCCCUUAGUCACUUGGGUGGUGGGGGGUUAGUUAAUUUUACUAACACCCCUCACCCAUUGGCUACAGGUGGGGGCUGGUGGGAACAAUAGGUUCCUCCCAUGUCUUUUUGGGCCCCCACCUGCUGCUAAUUGGUGGAGGUUGGAAGGGGCAUAAUAGCCCUCCCUCCCCCUUUAUCACUUAUGGCCCCCACCUGCUGAUAAUGGGUGGAGCUGGGAUGGGACAAUAGGUCCCCCCCUUUACCACUAUCAAUUAUAUCAAUUCUAGCCCAUACCAGGGCUAAUGGGCUGGAGGGGACACUAGGUCCCCCAUUUAGUUUCGUUGAAUAGCCUAUAUCAGUGAGGCGACCCUUUUUGAGCCCGAGUGCCCAAACCGCAAUAAAUGCCAACUUCUUUUUCCUCAAAGUGCCAACAUGGCAAUUAAACCUGAAUACUGUGGUUUAAGUUUAGAAAAAAACUAAUCGUACAGUUAUCCAAACUAAUUAACAACUUUUGUUUUUAAAGAAGAAUACAACAGAGAGUUCAAUGAUACAAAUUUUAUGAUAUAAAUAGAUAAAAUUAAUCUUAUAUUUCUUAGUAUCUUCAACAAAUGCAAUACAUACACACAGACUGCUGAAUACACACACACACACCGGCUGCUAAAUACACACACACACACACACCGUCCGCUAAAUACACACUCCAUCCGCUAAAUACACACACACACACACACACACACACCGUCCGCUGAAUACACAUACAGACAGACUGCUAAAUACAUACACGGCUGAGUACACGCACGCUCACAGACGGCUGAGUACACGCACGCUCACAGACGGCUGAGUACACGCACGCUCACAGACGGCUGAGUACACGCACGCUCACAGACGGCUGAGUACACGCACGCUCACAGACGGCUGCGUACACGCACGCUCACAGACGGCUGCUGAAUACACACACAGUCUGCUGAAUACACACACAGUCUGCUGAAUACAUACACUGCUUGGCACACACUCGCAGACUGCCGAGUACGCGCGCACUCGCACGCAGCCUGCCGAGUACGCGCGCACUCGCACGCAGACUGCCGAGUACGCGCGCACUCGCACGCAGACUGCCGAGUACGCGCGCACUCGCACGCAGACUGCCGAGUACGCGCGCACUCGCACGCAGACUGCCGAGUACGACUCGCACGAGACUGCCGAGUACGCGCGCACUCGCACACAGACUGCUGAGCACGCACAUACUGCAUUGAGGGGUGCAGUGUUUGUGUGUAAGGGUGUGGAGUGCUAUGUAUGUGUCUGAGGGGUGUUGUGUGUGUGUGUGGGGGUGCUGUGUGUGUGUGUGUGUGUGUGUGUGGGGCUGUGUGUGUGUGUGUGUGUGUGUGUGGGGGUGCUGUGUGUGGGGGUGUGUGUGUGUGUGUGGUGGGUAGGGUGCUGUGUGUGUGUGGUGGGUAGGGGUGCUGUGUGUGUGUGUGUGGGUAGGGGUGCUGUGUGUGUGUGUGUGUGGUGGGUAGGGGUGCUGUGUGUGUGUGUGGUGGGUAGGGUGCUGUGUGUGUGUGUGGUGGGUAGGGGUGCUGUGUGUGUGUGUGUGGUGGUAGGGGUGGUGUGCUGUGUGUGGUGGGUAGGGGUGUGCUGUGUGUGUGUGUGUAGUGGUGGGUGGGGUGGGUGGUGUGCUGUGUGUGUGUGUGUGGUGGGUAGGGGUGGUGUGCUGUGUGUGUGUGUGGUGGGUAGGGGUGGUGUGCUGUGUGUGUGUGGUGGGUAGGGGUGGUGUGCUGUGUGUGUGCGGGUUAGGGGUGCUGUGGGGGUAUGGGUCCUGUUCUGGGGGUAGGGGUGCUGUGUGGGGGGUACUGGUACUGGUGCUGUGUGGGGUAGGGGUAAAGAUACAUUUAAAAAAAGGUUAUAUUAAUUCUGUAUUCCCCCCUCCCUUCCUCUUACCUUUGGUGAAGGAGGGGGGACACAGCCAUCCCUGGUGGUCCGGUGGUGGUAAGUAUGUUUCCCUGCAGCUAGGAAGCAGCUCUCCUAUUCUCCCGCACGAUGCUGUGUGGAGCGUUGCCAUGGUAACGCGCGGCAACGCUCCACACAGCUUGCUCGCAGGAGGAUAGGAGAGCUGCUUCCUAGAGGCUUCCAGACCCGGAAGCAGAGUAGGCGCCUGCCGUUUUGGGCAGGCAGGUGCCUACUCUGCAGACAGCCAGCGGCCCCCUCUCCCGGCCACCUAUGGCCGCGUGCCCACAGAGAGGGCCUGGCCUAUAUCCUUCCCCCUUUGUUUAUUAUUAUAAUUGUUUUUCCACAUGGGGGAUCUAAGCCAGAACCCCCUUUAUUGGAUUUCAGGGGAAGGCAACUUUUUGACGAAUGAACGAAUAGCUGAAAUUCCCGUCUGAAUUUCAGGCAAUAGUGAAUGCUUAAGUCUGUGAAAUGUCAUAGUGCAAGCUAGUGAGGGCAGAUGACAUGUCCCACAGACCCUUUAUCUGGGAACACUCAGAUGGUGGCACCUAGGAGAUAGAUCCGGAGAAAUAAAGAGGUAAAAAAAAAGGUGAAAUGCGUACCUAGAGAAAUUUGGUGGUGACUAGGGAGACAAUAGAAUGUAAUGGAGUAGGGAGGGGGGCUAAAAAAACAAAACAGAUGUGGCCAUGACAUUGCCGCUUUAAACCACUUUGAUGCAGACCCUUUUCAAACAUUUCCUGUAAAGUGAGAUUUAAUGUUUAUACUUCCUUUAUUGCACUUGCACAAUCUGUUUAACUUAGAAUUUCUUUUCUCCUGCUCUGCUAAUAGCUUUCUAGAACUUGCGCCAUUUGUGUGUGGUUAAAGUUCAAUUUACAGAGUAGGAGACAAAAAAAAAAAAAGUAAGUUAACAUCUAAUUGAAAAUGAAACCAUUUUUUUCAUACUGGCUGUGUGAGUUACAGCAAACAGGUUUGUAUUUUGAAUGCUAUAGUGUUCAUUUAAUGUGAUUUCCUUUGCUGAUUUUUGGGAUGUGUUGAUGUAUUGGGUUGUUUUCUUUUAGGAGGAGACUUUCAGAGCAAUUGGCACAUACACCUACAACCUUCCGCAGAGACCCAGAAGACCCCUCUGCUGUGGCUUUAAAAGAACCAUGGCAGGAGAAAGUAAGGUAAGUGGAUGUAACGAAUCGCCUGGCACCCCGACUGGGUACCUCCGUUAAAGGAUGCUCCUAGCGCUUCCUGAGGACUCCAAGCACUGCAGCAGACACCACAACCACCGAACCGGAGAAGCAUAUGAAUCCUCUCAAGCAUAUGAAUGCUGUAGACAGUUGAAUAGGAACCAUACGAAUAGGUUUACUCUCCUAGCAGUCAAACUGGAACAGCAUACAAUAAAUCCUUCCCCCAAUAAUGAGACGACACUUCACUUUGAGGGUUAAAACAGGAACUCUCUGUACUGUCACAUACAGUCUCUUUUAUUCCCAAUCCACAAACAUAGUACAGCCCACAGGGCGUUACAAAACAACCAAUCAAUCCGUACAAUACACCCAGACACUCCCACACAAAAUCCUCCCCUCUGCAUGUGAUAUGAUUACUGAACACAAUGGGUAAUCUCAUUAUCACCGGCAGAGGAAUACAGUUUUUACACAAUAUUUAUAACUUCUAAAAUAUACAUGUCACAAACAUAAAACAUAAAUUUUCAUAAUCAAUCCAUUCAGGGGAACAACAUAUUAAAAAAUGGCACGAAUCAGACCAGGGGUUCAAAAGUUAAGGGAAAGUCCUUUGUGACUAAAUGAAGCAUGGCUUUCUGGCCCAAACCAGUUUCAGAGUCUUCUAUCCUGGAGAGUAAUAAUUCAAUUAUCUCCCAGGACAGACACAAGACUCCAUUAAGCACAUGGUUGCAAAAAGACACAAAACACUUUAAAAUACAUAAAGUCACCUUUUACACAUAAGACACAGACAUUUCACAUAUCCCCAGAUAGCUGGGAUCUGAGCGCACAAAACUACCAAAUAGCGCUCAGAUCCUAUUCACACAGUUCAAUUGCCAUGGAGCCGAAGUCUUUAACUACACGAAUGGGCUCCAUGGCAUAGCUAUCUGGGUUAACACAUUCACAUAAAGUCUGGUCCAUAGUCCAAAGGCAAGAGGCGGGCAAGCAGCCUCCUCCAAGGACACGUGGCGAGGCCGGUUUCGCCACAGUGGAUAUUUGUGUUCUGGACGGAGAGUGCGUCCUAGUGUUCGAUUCUUUGUGCGAUGCUUAUUAGAUUGCAAGCUCUAGAUACUAAAGCAGAGGGAUCUGUAAGAAGGCAGAUGAAGGGAUACUGUCUGUUAUAUUGCGAGAGAUGGGGCUAGCUCAGCAGGAAAUGGAUAAGGCUAGAUAUAAAGUGGGUUAGAAAUAAGACAAACAAAAUAUAUUUCCUUACAACAAGAGAAAUAUAUGUAGGGUGGAUUGGCACUAUCAAUGAAAAAGAACAAAGCAACAACCUCCAAGUGCCUAGAAAAUCACCAAAAGGCACUAUAGAAAUACAUAGAGAUGAGAAAAAAGAAGAUGGGGGGUGCAAAAGAUAAUAUGGCAAUAUACUUAUUAUAGGUGAGUCUCGGGAUCAGCCUAAAAAGGAUAAAAAUGUAUACAUGGCAUAAUACUGUAAAGCUAUUUACACAAUAUAAACCAGAGGUAAUGGGUCACUCACGAUAUGUAGAGCCUUAGAAAGCAGGCUCUAACUGUGAAAGCUUUGAAUAAUAAGUUUAUUCACGCUGUCUCCACUGGUAUCUUGUUACCGGAUGUCACGACCAAAUGGAUUGGGAUAUGAAGCUUUACUUCAGUAAAAAAUUUAAAACAACAUAAAAGAAACCAUGGUACAAUAAAGCAAUAAAAUAGAACACAUACAAAGCACAACGCGUUUCGACUUCCGUCUUUCUCAAAGUGCAUACGAAAUGACCACUCUCGGGGUCAUUUAAAUCAGUCCUUUCCAGAAAUUCAAUCUCCUGCCCGAUUUCAUUCACUUCCGCGUUCUGUUACCAUUACGUGGUCGGUAGUUCUUACGUCGUUCAUUCUCUGACCAAGAUGAGUUCAAUAACCAGGAAGUCCAUCAUAUUAAAGUGCCAUUUUUAAUUAUGUUAUUAUUGUUAUUAACUAAAGCCCCUAGUGGCUGUCUCAUUGACAGCCGCUAGAGGCGUUUGCGUGCUUCUCACUGUGAAAAUCACAGUGAGAAGACGCCAGCGUCCAUAUUAUGAAUGCUUUCCUAUGAGACUGGCUGAAUUCGCGUGCGCGCAUUCAGCCGAAGAGGAGGAUCGGAGAGGAGGAGGAGAGCUCCCCGCCCGGCGCUGGAGAAUAGGUAAGUUUAACCCCUUUCCUCUCCCCAGGGCCCGGCAGGAGUGGGACCCUGAGGGUAUGUUUUCCUGGCACUAUAAUGGUCCUUUAAUGCCAGUUUCCAAAAUGGCAUGUUAAUAUGAUGGACUUCCUGGUUAUUGAACUCAUCUUGGUCGGAGAAUGAACGACGUAAGAACUAUUGACCACGUAAUGAUAUCAGAAUGUGGAAGUGAAUGAAAUCGGGCGGAAGAUUGAAUUUCCAGAAAGGACUGAUUUAAAUGACGCAGAGAGUGGUCAUUUCGUAUGCACUUUGAGAAAGACGGAAGUCGAAAUGCGUUGUUUUGGAUGUGUUUUAUUUUAUUGCUUUAUUGUACCAUGGUUUCUUUUGUUAUUUUACAUUUUUUACUGAAGUAAAGCUUCAUAUCCCAAUCCAUUUGGUUGUGACAUCCGAUAACAAGAUACCAGUGGAGACAGCGUGAAUAAGCUUAUUAUUCAAAGCUUUCACAGUUAGAGCCUGCUUUCUAAGGCUCUACAUAUCGUGAGUGACCCAUUACCUCUGAUUUAUAUUGUGUAAAUAGCUUUACAGUAUUAUGCCAUGUAUACAUUUUUAUCCUUUUUAGGCUGAUCCCGAGACUCACCUAUAAUAAGUAUAUUGCCAUAUUAUCUUUUGCACCCCCCAUCUGCUUUUUUCUCAUCUCUAUAAAGUGGGUUAGAUUCAGUUGUACCUGUUAAAGGAAAAAGAGUAAGCUAAUAUUCUAUUCUAUUCCCUUUCUUUCCCAGUAAUCGGAAUAUCCUGUCACUAUAAUCACAUUGAAUAUGGCUGUGGUCGAGCUUUAUUUUUCUCUCUUCUAUGUUUGCAGGAGAAUAAGGGAGGGCUCCCCCUAUGGUCAUUUUCCAAACUGGAGACUCUUGUCUGUAAUCGUCAAGUGCGGGGAUGAUCUCCGCCAGGAACUACUAGCCUUCCAAGUCCUAAAACAGCUGCAGGUGAGUCGGCCAGCCACGAAAGCAGUUUCAUUGUAAUGCACUCCCUCUACUGGAAUCUUCCAGUACUGCGCAAUGAGGUGUAGCAAUAAAAAUGUGAAAUGCAGGAUUUCAAUCACAUAGCAUUUGUUUGCCCAACAUUUACAAUUCUCUUCUCAAUUUUCCACAAAUUCCAUUUAAGCUAAAGGUCUUUAAGGCCUUGAGUUGAAGGGUAAGCCCAUCAUUUAAGGUUCUCUCCUCUAUUGCCAUGCAGAUCAACCUCAUUUGUGAUAUCUUUAUUACAAAACUAGUUUGGUCUCCAUUUCUUCUAUCGGAACAUUAUUCCCACUAUAACUGCUCUAAAAGUUCUAGAAACACCAUGGUCUUGAUUUUAAUAAGCGUUCCAAAUGAUUCAACACUGUUAGAAAAUCUCUCCAAGAAGUCCCCACUGAACUGUAUUGUAUUUUUUUUUUUUGUAGAUAAAUCAAUUGUUAAGCUUUUCUAUAGAAUCUUUUAGAAAGUGUAUUAAAUCGAGGCAGAAUGUUAUCCUACGUUUAAUGUCAAUCUGAUUGCUGAAGCCGGGAAUCUGCAGUGGGAGGAGGUAUGGUCAGUGAUUCAAGGUUAAUAUUCAUAUUGACAUCAUGGAUCUCUCCUCUCUUUUUGCAGUCUGUCUGGGAAACUGAGCGUGUUCCACUAUGGAUCAGACCGUACAAGAUCUUGGUCAUCUCUGCAGACAGUGGAAUGAUUGAGCCUGUGGUAAACGCGGUGUCCAUACACCAGGUAAAAAAGCAGUCACAGCUCUCUCUGCUGGAUUACUUCCUACAAGAACAUGGGAGCUACACCACGGAGGCCUUCCUCACUGCUCAGAGAAACUUUGUGCAGAGCUGCGCAGGAUACUGCCUGGUCUGCUACCUGCUGCAAGUAAAGGACAGGUAAUCUAUGCUGCUCAGAUUAGGUGAGAGAGCCGAAUAUCAAUUUUAAGGUCCAUGCUAAAUAACUCCUGUGUCCUUUAUUUCAACAGGCAUAAUGGGAACAUUCUACUGGAUGCUGAGGGUCACAUCAUCCAUAUAGAUUUUGGCUUCAUUCUCUCCAGCUCGCCUCGGAACCUUGGCUUUGAAACUUCCGCCUUUAAAUUAACAUCUGAAUUUGUGGAUGUAAGUAAAUAAGGCGGCCCAAUGUAGUAAACACAGUGACAUAAUAUAGCAGUUGAAAUAAUGUUAAACUUGUUUUCCUGGCACUACAAUAUUAAUAGGUCCCCCCCCCCCACACCCCCCCUCCCGCCGGGCUGAAGUGAGAGGAAGGGGUUAAAUGACGUACCUUUCUCCAGCGCAAGGCUCCCUCGGCGCUUCGGUCGUCAUCGGCUGCAAGAGCCACACGCGCAUUCAGUCAGUCCAUAGGAAAGCAUUCUCAAUGCUUUCCUAUGGACGCUGGCUUCUUCUCACUGUGAAAAUCACAGUGGGAAGCGCCUCUAGCGACUGUCAAUGAGACAGCCGCUAGAGGCUGGAUUAACCCAUAUGCAUGUUUACAGCAGGCAGGGUUAACCCUAGAUGGACCUGGCACCCAGACCACUUCAUUAAGCUGAAGUGGUCUGGGUGCCUAUAGUGGUCAUUUAAAAUGGAGGAUAUUAUCACAUAGGGUUACCCUGAGUAAAAUGUACAUAAUCUUACUAAAGAAACGUAAACACGUACUAGAACCUUUGCUCUCCUACCACACUGGUGCUUGCCCCCUAUCUGCUGCUCUUGUGAGACACGUCCUCUGCACUAUCUGGGUACCUGUGACACUCACCCAGUCAAACACUGUAACCCCUGUAACCCCUGUGAUAUCAUGCUUUUUUCCAUGAUAUGAAUUCACUGAAAGGGCAAUCUAAGGACCGUAAUUACAGAUCAUUGUUAUGGUUGCAGAGUGUCUUCAGACGCUGUCUCCUUUGUUCCUCUGAGACCUGCAGUUUACAUGAAAUGGGGCUUUUUCAAUGUGUAAACCCCAACCGCUCUGCUGCAACUGUGGUACGGCAGACGUGAACUUGCAUAUUAGCUGCCCAUCUUGGGACAUCAGUAAUAAGUGAUUCUUUAUAAAGUCACCACAAAAGGAGAUACAAUGCCCCUGAAUGCAGAGGGACACAGCAUUUAUCUUUCUCUUACUCUUGGUUGGGUCCCUACCUGCUUAAUCUCUUUUUAACUUUGGAUAGCAAUGGUAGGAUGGAUUAACACAGCACACUGUCUAUCAUUGCCAUCCGAUGUAGGUUGGUUUAGCCCAACACAUUCAGCCUGUUGUUUCUGUCCAUAAUUGGAUUAAUGCAGGUGUUCACUUCCUCAUUGGCCAAGCAGUAGUAAAGGAACCAAAUGUUAGGUGUCAAAACAGCAGUAAUUUAUUUUUUUUACAUUAACCAAGGAGACGGCACUAGAACAUUAUUUAACCCCAAAACCUCAACACUGUACAGUGCUUAUACUUUUAAUAAGAGGCAAACACAUGUUCCUAAUUCAUUUAUUUUUUAUUUUUUUUUACUAUCAGUCAUUUAAGUGCCAGGUUUGUUAAUUCCACCGGGACUUAAAGAUAGAAAUGUUGGUAGGUCAGUGAUAAUUAUUGUCAAUGCAGUGAGUUACAUUCUGGCUUUUGUUGAAAGAGGCAGCAGCUGGGAUUGCAUUAUAACCAUUAGUCUGGUUCAUGGCCACCACAAUCUCUAGAUUACCAAAGAGCCCACCUGAAAACCAAAACUGAGCACAGAAGGAGCUCCAUAAUGUCAGAACCCAGGAUCCAAACAGUCCUUCAAUGUAACCCACUCAGAAAUUACAUAAUUAUUCUGUUAAAUACCAUGGGACAGAAUUUACUAAAUAAAUGGCAAAAUUUACGAUCACUAUUUUUGUUCUUUUGUCAGAAUGAAUCCCCAUUUUAUACUAUGUUUUGUGAUACAUCCUAGUUUACAGUGAGUUUACCUGUAACGAUUUAUUCAUUCUCUGGCUGACAGGUGAUGGGAGGUCUGAAUGGGGACAUGUUUAAUUAUUACAAAAUGCUGAUGCUCCAGGGUCUAAUUGCUGCUCGCAAGCAUAUGGAUAGAGUGAUCCAGGUUGUAGAGAUCAUGCAGCAAGGUACGUGACUUAGGGAAGUCUUCUGACUGCUUUAAACCUUUACAGAAGUUCUGAGAGUCUCCAUAUGUGCAGUCAUGAUGUUUUAAGAUGGUCGUGCUCUGAUUAAAAGAUUAUUCUAAGUGUGUGUGUCUAAGCUUGAAAAGGUCCCAAAUUGUCAGAGGCUAAGAUUCUGUGACCAAUUUCGCCUGGACAUUUGGCAAUGGUAAACUAGAAUCCUGACAGAAAUGUUCAAGUAAAAUCAACCACUCUGUUUUUUACGUGUUGGUAUUUGUACAACAGAAAGCUGUAAAAUUUAGUUCACACCCUUGGAAGAGGUUACCUUGUAAUCUUUUUGAUUGAAAUAUAGAAUGUGACGGCAGAGGAGAACCAUUUGGUCCAUCCAGUCUGCCCAAAUAAGUAAAAGAAAGGUGUUACCAGCAUUUCAUAGCUUCCACAAGGUUGCAUUUUUGACCAUAUUGAUAUUUUGAAAUAGCAUCUCAAUUAGUUGAACAAUUAAUAAUGCGUUUGUUUUUUAUUUGGAUUAUAUUUAUUUAACUCCAUCUAAUGAAAGUAUCCACUUUCUUUCUCGUCUGUGAUGAUAUGUAUGUACACACAACCUCCUCGUGAAAUCUAAACUAGUUUUAGCUAGACUGGUUACAGGGCAACUGAUUUGCCUAUCUCUUGUGCAGGUCCUCAGCUAAAUCAUUUUUGUGCUGGUUUUGUGUUUGCCAUCACUCAUAUUUUUGUUUUUUUCUCCCAAUUUGCAGGUUCUCAAUUGCCUUGUUUCCACGGUUCCAGCACAAUUCGGAACUUGAAGGAACGUUUCCACAUGAACAUGACGGAGGAGCAACUCCAGGUUCUGGUGGAGCAGAUGGUAGAUGGGAGCAUGCGAUCUAUCACCACCAAACUUUACGAUGGUUUCCAGUAUUUGACCAAUGGCAUCAUGUGACCUGAGCAUGUAUCUCAAGGAAUGACCCUACCCCCACUUCUGGCAAGGGGGAAGAGUGGAUCAGAUAGAUACUGUCUCUGUUUAGCUGGACACCAGUGGCUGGAGGAACAGAGAUGUGAGGCGUACUCAGCCCUUGUGUAAAGAAUCAUGGUUUAAACACGAACAUGUCUUACAGAGGGAGGACACUAAGCUGUCUUGCACCUCUCUAGGAUCACUGAAUAUUCACAAGCUUCAGAGACCACUAUACAGACAAAACCCCCAAUUCAGUAUUUCUAUUCAAAUCAUCAGUGUUCAGCAGGUUUUUCCAAUUUUUCAUUGUCCCUUGCACACCUUUUCUUUUUUUUUUUUCCUCCCUUAUAUCCUUGUUCUUUAUGCACAGUAAUAAUUUUUUGGUUGUACAAAAAGACCCCUGUCUGUACAUGUGUUCUAUAUGUCUAGAUAUGGCAUUUAGCAGAGGGUGGAAGGAGGACGGGUCCCACUGUCUAUAGCGGUCUACUUGGCCCCACUGUCCUUUCACGCUGCUAUAGGGAGAAUUAAUCUCAUAUCACUUCCUAUUCUGAGAACAAUCUGUUGCAUUAUAUGUGUGUUUAUGUAAAACACUUCGACAUUGGCUCUGUUUUCCUAAAGAAGCAACGUUUUGAGUUGUUGUAUCUUCCCCCCUCCCCUCCCCCCCGUUCUUAUUGUUGAUUAUGGAAAACCAAAUUGAUUGACCAAUCACUAGGGUCAUAUUGAUGACAAAACAAAGCUUACAUCACUUCUGAGAAAACUCAUUCCCUCACCAUUAUAAUUACUAGCAUUUUCUUUAUUUUUUAUUUUUCUGUAUAUGAAAAACUCAAAUGUUUUCGUAUUUAAUUGCUUUUAUGAGAAACAUAAUAAUUGAUCCAUCCAUGUUUGUUUGUUUUUUUUGGUUUAUUUUUUUAUAUAACCAUUUUCCCAUAUUUUCUUGUUGAAAUAUUCUUUCAUGUUCCCCAAUCUCCAAGACCCUUGAAGAGUGAUAAAGGGUUAUGUUCCUGUAUAGAGUCCUGGCUAUUUUAGGGGGGCCAGUGGGAAUCACUGACACUAUUACAUGUCUUGAUAAUCUGUUGCAGAGCAACAAAAUGCCAACCAAAUUUUAGUACUCCUUGAUAGCAAACAACCCUCCCCUAGCCCCCAGAGGAGGUAAACUGGGGAACAUUGCUUAAAGGGGGAGAAGUAUUGUUUGUUUAGGGGGAUGAGGGGGCUUUUUAGCAGACAGAGAAGUCUUGAAUGCUUUCAUGUGUACUUUGUAUUAAAAUAAGAUAAUCCAAUUGUUCUAGUGUUUCUGUCUUAUCCUUGAAGUGCGUUCUAUACAGUAACAUGACACAAAAUGAUGAUGGCAUUUUAACUAAAAGCCAAGAGAAGUGUGUUAUGGGGUACUUCCCAGCCUCCUGGAGAGUAUUAUACGAUGGCUGUCAGGACUUAAGGUUGCUGAAAAACUGUCCACUCCUGGGAUUGCUUGGUAGGUGUCUGGUAUUGGCUAUCUUUAGAUAGUUAGUGGUUGGCUUUCAGCUAUUAUUUGUUAGAAUCCAUAAUAUUAAUAUCAUCAUUUUAGUACAUACAUGUUGACAGUGUGGCUGUUCCCUGUCACCAAGCAGUGACACUGGUAUGGUUGUUCCCAUAUAACCCUGAUGGGAUACAGGGCAUGCUACAUGCAAAACAAUGUGUUUAUAUAUCUUAAAGGGUAACAAUAACAAGUUGCAAAGUAAUGAUAAAU